ACACAUACACACACUGUACAGAGAAGCAUGCUGUGUUCUACAGUAAUCCUUCUGUGCUCUUUAAUUCUCUGUAAACUCCUCCGGUGAAGGGGUCUCUGUGUGCGUGUGUGAGAAUGUGUGUGUUUGUUAAUUCUGGCUGCUUCCAGUGUCAGGACAACGUCUUUUAACAUGUAUUAGGAGGAGUGAAACUGAGCUGUGGGGACAGUGUGAACGAGGGAAGGAGAGAGAAGGAGAGUGAUAGAGGGAUAGAGAGGAUUGGGAGUUUGAGGUGAAUCCGUCGAUGGAGCGGUGAGCAGAGCACUGUAACAGUUACACACUGAGCAUCAGCAAAGCAGUGGAAGAGCAAAGAAGAGGAAACCGAAAAGAGAAGAGCAGAGAAAACGGGAGUACGGAAGAUUAAAGAAAAGGAGGAGGGGAUGAGAAGAGUGUGAGAGCGGGCGAUAGAGAGGGAAAGAGUGGGUUACAGAGCUGAAAUGCGCUGACAUUAAGGACCUGGCUGCUUAUAAAUGCGUUUGGCCCAGCACCUCCUGCCGAGCCACAGGUUUGAGCGCACACACACAGCUCUGUUUGCUUUGGAGGAUAAGCCCAGGAGGCCCCGUCAGGAGAAGAGUACACCUUCAAGGGAGCUGUUAACUCAUCCCGCCCCCCUCUCUCUCUCUCCUCCUUCUCCUCUCCUGCCUUCCCAAAAGUACCCUCCUCCCUCUGGCUGCCCAACCCAGCCUACCUGCUCCAGUCAGGACUCGCAGAGCCGAGUGGGAGACACACACACCGAGAAGCUGGAAUACUCUACUGUUUACCACGGACCUGGCACUGACAGAGGCUAAGAGAGACAGAAAGACUGAGAGUCCCAGAGACCCAGCCUUCCACUGACUUCCACCAGGAUGUCUAAAGCUUCACGGCUGGCUCGACCCUCCUCCGCCGGGGCAGGCUCCAAGCUGUCGUCCUCCCGUAAGGAGGCUCCUGGAGAGGCCCGAGCCCGCGUGGUGAGUGUGGGGGAGAAGCUGAUGAGGGCCGGCAGCGACGGGACCCUGACCAAGCAGAGGGCCCUGGCUGCAGCCGCCCCACCUGCACAGCAACAGGCAGACAAACAGCAGCCCCAGAUGCAGACUCAGACCCAGAGCCAAAGCCAGGCACAGACUGGGGACAUGGUGGCCCAACCCAAGAGCAGAAUCAGCCCGCCUAAAGCGUCAGCCCUCCCACAGGGCUCUAUGCACAAGCAAACCAAAAGCAACCUAAAGGUAACCUCCCUGGAGGACUCCGAGCACCUGAGCAGGAGGCAGGGCCCCACGAAUGGGACCCCCACCCGGACCCAGGACCCCAAAGGUAACGGCAGCCGCACCGUCCCCCGCAGGCACACGUUAGGGGGGGCACGCAGCUCCCGAGAGAUCCUGGCCAUGCAGCCCUCGGACAUGGACAAGAAGCGGGAGGCCUUCCUGGAGCACCUGAAGCAGAAGUACCCUCACCAUGCCUCGGCCAUCAUGGGCCACCAGGAGAGGCUCAGGGAACAGGUUAGUGACGAACAGAGCAGAAGCCCUAAACACGGCCUCAGCAGCUCCAGUGUAGGGGAGCAGGCUGAGCACCUCUCCCUGGCCUCCCUGGAGUCUCUGGACACCAUGUCAGAGGCUGAUGCCCCCACCACCUUCACCAGAGGCAGCCGCUCCCGCGCCAGCCUGCCCGUAGUGCGUUCCACCAACCAGACCAGGGACCGCUCGCUAGGUGUGCUGUACCUGCAGUAUGGAGACGAGACCAAGCAGAUCCGGAUGCCCAAUGAGAUCACCAGUGGAGACACCAUCAGGGCUCUGUUUGUGAGUGCCUUCCCCCAGCAGCUCACCAUGAAGAUGCUGGAGUCUCCCAGUGUGGCCGUCUACGUCAAAGAUGACAUGAGGAACAUGUACUACGAGCUUACUGACGUCAGGAAUAUCGUGGAUCACUCCUGCCUGAAGGUGUACCACAAGGACCCCGCACAAGCCUUCAGUCACGGCCCAAGACCCACCAACGGGGAUGCCAGGAUGCACAGAGAGGUGAUGUACGCCAGCAGAGAUGGCCAGCACCCCCCAAUGCGACAGCUCUCCAUGGGCCCCCCUCCACACCACCCCAUGCAGGGCUCCCUGUCCCCACCCACGGCCCACUCCAUGCCCCCCUCACCCUCACGGAUCCCCUACGGCCCGCGCCUGGGAUCCAUGCCCGGCAAUGCCACCAUGCCCCGGGAGCGCAUCGCCAACGCCACCCCUCCUGCGCGAUCCGUGUCCCCCUGCCCCAGCGCCAUCCUGGAGAGGCGGGACGUCAAGCCCGACGAGGACCUGGGUGCUAUGAGUCCCAGCCUGGUGAGGGGCGGAGAGGGGCUGUACACUGACCCAUACUUGCUCCUCAACGAGGGUAGGAUGGGCCACGGUCCUGCCCAUGGAGGGCACCCUCCUCCUGGGGACAUGGUGGACCACGGCAGCCUGGCCGGAUACCACCGCGCCUCCAUCCGCUCCACGAGUGCCUACAGCGGGCACAGCCCCACCGAGGCCAUGGAGCAGCCUUCACUCUACCGCCAGAAGUCCAGGAAGUACGGAGACAGCCAGCUGCCUACGCUGGGCUCCAAGACCCCACCCCCCUCACCCCACAGGAUGGCAGAGGUGAGGAUGAUUGACAUCCACGGGGCGCCGCCCCCUCCCAGCGGCAUUCCCCUGGAGUGCUCCUCGCCCGUUCGCCAUUCCUUCAGGAAGGAUGAAGUGGUGAAAAGCAGAAGCAACGUGGCGUCUCCAGUUGUCCCGGACAUCCAGGGUCAUGGCCCUAUCCCGCCAGCCAACGAUCCCCAGACACGAGAGCGAAUGAAGGCUAUGGAGCAACAGAUUGCCAGCUUGACUGGUCUUGUUCAGCAUGCACUUUUAAAGUCCCCAAACACUAGUGGCACCAACGAGGCUCUCAGCGAACGACCCAUGAAGACAUCAAGACAAGCGUCUCCGGUUCAUAGUGCACACAGUUCAGGAGGUUCCCCUAUCCUAGCACCCAAAAGUGCCGCGCCCCCCUCUGAGAUUGGCUCCACCCCUGCACUACCAGGCUCUGCCCCCUUUCAGGCCAACCUGUUCCAGUUCAAGAAGAAUGUCUCGGACCUUCGGCUGCAGCUCCAUCAGAUGAGACAGCUGCAGCUCCAGAACCAAGAGGCUCUACGUGUGCAGCUGAAGCGGGCUGAGCAGGAGAUCAGCGUAAAGCUGGUGGAGGCCAUGAAACGUCUGGAAGACCCGAUUCAGAGACAGAGAACCCUGGUGGAGGAGGACAGACACAAGUACCUGGGCCUGGAGGAGAGGGUGUUCAACCAGCUAGGGGAACUGGAGCAUUAUGUGGACACUCUGAAGAGGGAGACCAGCUCAGCGGGGGCUCACAGAGCUGUGACACUGAAGCAUGUGGAGGAGGGGGCUGUUAGCCUCAGGAGAGUGGGAGAAUCUCUGGCAGGACUCAAAGGGGAGUUCCCGGCACUGCAGACCAGGAUGCGUUCAGUGCUGAGGGUGGAGGUGGAGGCGGUUAAGUUCCUCAAGGAGGAGCCCCACAAACUGGACAGCAUGCUGAAGAGAGUCAAAAGCCUCACAGAGACACUCAGCGGCCUGAGGAGAUGUGCUACAACCCCAGUAGAGAGCAGCCCAGCCACCACCGACCCCCCAGCGGAGCCUCCAGCCUCCCCCUCGGCCCUGCCCGAGCCCCAGAGCUCCUCCCUCAGGUCCGAGGUCGUCAUGCCCUCCUCCCUCAUGGUCAUCCACCAUGUCCAGAGCGCUCCGGUCCACAUUCAGCAGUCCCAGCAGUCUGCAGCCCUGCUGGUCCAGCCCAGUUCCCCGACAACCCCCACCCACAGCCAGGGCCGGGACUCCCCCAGCUCAGCCAAGGGCUCCACAGGCACUGCCUCGGCCUCCAACUCCAACCCCUCCAGCCAGGGGGGAAGCCCUGCCCAGCAGAAGAAGACCCCUGCUGCUGCUACUGCUGCUGUCAACCAAGAGCUGCCAACCCAGGCUCCGGUCAAUAACGGCAGCAAUGGGACAGGGGACCACUUCAUCGAGGAGAUGAGCAGAAAGAGCAAAAACAGGGCCAUGUCUAUAGAGGCGGCAGAGAAGGAGUGGGAGGAGCGGAGGCAGAACAUGGGCCACUAUGAUGGGAGGAAGUUUGAGAGGAUCCUGAAUGAGGCCCAGGCCAACAUGAUGAAGGGCAUCCCCUGUCUGGAGGUGUCGAGCGAGGGGGAGGCCUCUACAGUGGCCCCUGCUGCCCUGGAGGACCAAGUGGAUUCCCCCAAGCCUGUGGAGCCAACCCUAGAAGAGGCUCAGCCUGAGCCCAGCUCAGAGAAACCAGCCAUAGCCAAGCCUGCUGGUCCUGAGAAACUCCCCAAGCCGGUGCUAGAGAAGCCUACCACCACCACCACCAAGCCCACCACCCCUUCAGACAAAGUGGGCAAAGUCAGCUUGGAGAAGGCCAACAAGUCACCUCCCCCUCCCCCGCCCAGAAAGAUCUUUCCCACCUCCAGCUCUGGAAUGACCACCACUCGGUCUGGAGAGGUGGUCUACACCUGCAGGAAGGAGUCUGCCUCGGAACAGGAGGGAGAGGAGGCUGAGGUCCCAGUCCCAGCUGCCCAGCGCAAACCCACCAAGGUCCCCCCAGAGACCAAGCCCUCCACCCCUCCCCCCGUUGCUGCCUCAGCCAUCCACGAAGAGGAGGAGGAGGAGGGAGACAAAAUCAUGGCAGAGCUCCAGGUGUUCCAGAAGUGCACAGUUAAGGAUGUAGAGGUGAGAAGUAGUGUGCUAGAGACACACCCUACUCGAGUUGAGCCCCAGAUCAGAGAGCUAAGACCCGGGGCCUUAUUGCCCCUCAAAGAGAAAAAGCAGAGCUCGGAGAACACUCAUGAGGACAAAGAUCCCAACGUGGAUGAAAAUGGGAACACCACCUCUCUUCGUCAGAGCCCAGGGGUCAUAUACUAUGUAACUGGGCAGAUGUCCAAAGACCAGCCGCCACCCCUGGACCCAGUGGAGGAGGCUCCUGAAUGCAGAGACAACCCAACACUGUCCCCCUCACAGGUGUCAAAUGUGAAUGCUAAUGACAAUUCCCCAAGCCAGCAGCCACAGCGGCCACAACCGAAACCCCAGCAGUUAGGGCCACCAAUAUCUCCCAAGCCUCUUUUCUUGAAUUGUCCCAGCCCUCUGUCUCAGAAACAGGUGGUGAGCUCAGAGUCAUUGAAGACCAGCCCAGGAGUGGUAAAAGGGGUUCUGGAAAGCCCAUCGGCCAACACUGUAGAUAAGCCUCAGAUAAGCACAGUCAAGAGGCUUGAGUCCUCAGUCUCCUCAGUCGUCCAGGAGUCCGGCAUUUCACUUAGUAAGAGUGUUGUGUUGCCUGCUGCAUUGCCUAAAAUCCCUCCACCAAUCACCAUAAGAGAGGCUCCUAAGGCAGUGGUGUCUCCCCCAGAGAAGGCCCUUAGUGAGGCCACCGAUCAGCCCAGAGAUCAGCCCAGACCCAAGUAUGAAGAGGUGGAAGAGGAGGCCUUUCUGAGCCCUGACCUCCCUGCUGAGGAAGCCCCUCCGCCCCCAGACAACAUCGCCUUCAUGAUCACCAACACUAAGGUCCAGGCCCUGUCCUGUGGGGAAUACCAGGAGCUGGUCAAUGCCAAACGGGGCAUCCAGACCGUGACCGUGGGCGGGGGACCUGGGAACCGGGAGAUGACCCACACCACUCCGGGCGGCGACGGCAGCAGCUUGGUGGGGUCGCAGGACGACAGCUUCAACAACAAGAAGCCGGUCAUCAUCAUCUUUGACGAGCCAAUGGACAUCCGCUCGGCCUACAAGCGCCUGUCCACGGUGUUCGAGUGCGAGGAGGAGCUGGAGCGCAUGCUGGCCGCGGAGCGCAUCGAGGAGGAGGAUGAGGAGAUGGAGGAGACAUGGUGGAGCAGCGGCGGACUGCAGGUAAAGGGGGGAGAGAGGGCGGCUGGUCCCACGGCCGUCAAGGCCCCCAGCGGCGCUCUUAGCUCUUCCAGUAGUAGCUUGUCGCACUCUUCCUCCUCGUCUUUGGAGCUCGCCGAGUCGUCCUGCGACAGCAAGCCAGACGGGAAGAAGAAGUUCAAGUUAAAGUUUCCCAAGAAGCAGCUGGCCGCUCUGUCGCAGGCCAUCCGCACAGGCACCAAGACAGGCAAGAAGACGCUGCAGGUGGUCGUGUACGAGGACGAGGAGGAGUCGGACGGCACGGUCCGACAGCACAAGGAGGCCAAGAGGUUUGAGAUCAAAAGCCACUCCAAACCAUCUGCUCCUCCAACAGACACGUCACCCAAGGCCCAGGCUCCAGCUGUAGUAAGGCGGGAGCAUUCAGAUUCCCAAGGCAGGACGGACGAGAUCCGGAAGAGCACCUACAAGACCCUGGACAGCCUGGAGCAGACCAUCAAGCAGCUAGAGACCACCAUCAGUGAGAUGGGCCCCACAAGGCCCCACCAGGAGGAACCAGUGAGGAGUGCAACCAGCGUGGAUCCCCAGGCUGGGUGUGUCUCGAGUGGGGAGAGUGGAGGCCUGAAGAGGUCCUCAUCACUCCCUUCUAAGAGUUCACUCCCCAAGGUCCCCCAGCCCAUUAAGGCCUCCUCUCUGAGGAAGAAGACCAAACCUCAGCUCCUCCCCAGGCCAGCCGCCAUCCCCACCGCCACAAUCACCCCCAGCCAACAGAACGCAACCAGUGUCGCUUCCCCUACUAGUCGGAUGCCAGUGCCCAUGUCUGCGAAGUCCAGGCAGUCGCCAGGGACUCCUACUGACAAAGCAGGAAAACAGCAAAAGCUACAGGACAGCGCUCAGAGGCAGUUCCGACAGGCUAAUGGAAGUGCUAAAAGAGCGGGAGGGGAUCAUAAAACUACUUCCCCUACUAUACCUGCCUCUAAAAUUCCUGCUUUUUAUCCUAGCUCUGGUAAAGGCAGCUCCUCCCAGUCUGCUACAAACUCAGAUGCUACUAACCCUAUUAACAUUUCCUCCUCUUCCAACUCCUCCUCUCCCCCCCUCCACACCACCAAGUCCUCCAUCCCGUCCCCUUACGCCCCCCGCCACCCUGGCUCGGCCCUCCCCACCUCCUCCCACAUCCCCUCCCUCUCUAACGGUUCCUCCCUCAAACUCCCCACGCCCUCUCACACAGGUAAAACUCUCUCGUUCUCCUCGCAGACUCAAAACGGCCGAGCACCCUCCUCCUCCUCUUCCUUCUCUUCCUCCUCCCCCUCCCCUCUGUCGCCCACCCCGUUGGGCCCGGGUGUGAAGAGCAUCCGCACCAUACACACCCCCAGCUUCACCAGCUACAGGCCCCAGAACGGCAGCAGCGGCAAAUCCUGCAUCCCAACCACCACAGCAGCCAAGGACUCCACUUAGCCCCCGUACAGUUGCCCCAUUUGGGUUACUACUCUCUUUCUCUCUUAGGAGCUAGAUUUGUUCUGUUGUUUAUUGGUUUGUAUUUUGUUGUAAAAAGGGUAAUGGAUGCACUUCCCCAACCAUUCAUAUUUCAAUUUGAUUUGGCACUGGCAUUCUCACACUGAUGCUUUGACUUCGUUUUAAGUUGCAUUUUCCCUUGGCUGAUGCUUUGAACUUGAAUCCUGGAUUUAAAAAAAGGUAUAUUAGAGUACUGAGUAAAUGAUUUUAAAGAGAAGAAAAAAAGAUAUUUUUCUGACUAUCUAAGAAAAUUGAGUUGAUGUACAAUCACUAUUACCAUGUAAGAAAGGUGUUUUAUUUUUGAAAACCAGAGACUGGAUAAUCAUAGUAUAUCUUCAUCUUACACUAUUUCUUAUGCUCCCAUUCAGCAUAGCCCUUGUAAAUGCCUUUUAUGAAUGUAUACUGUAAGUAUACAGACGUUUAAAGUGGAAUUGCAUUGACUUCUAUUUUGCUAAGAACAUUUUCUCAUAUAGUUAUCCAUGCACUGCCAAUGUAUUUUUAGGAGAUAACUGAUUUUAGGAGGUUUAUGAGGAAUAACAGUUAUUUCUGUAGGUAUUGUGCCUAUUUGCCAAAGUUGUUGUAAUGUAAUCUCCUGACUGUAUUACUGUAAUCAUGACAUACCAAGUGGAAACUCUACACAUACACUCAAGGUGUGAUGGCUGAAGUCUUUACCUUCAAUAGCUUGACUGGAGGUCUAUGUUUCUUAAGUUAAUGUUUAUCGAUGUCUAAAUGUAUACAUUACUAAAAACAAAAGAAAUUCACCAACUGUUCUACCAAGUGUACAUAACUGCUUCUAAUAAGAACUUUAGUAGUUUUGUUAACAUACCAAAGUUUAUUUGUAUGCAUGCCUUUAAGAUACUUUAGGAGAGUGAUCAUGUUAAAGAAUAAUUAUGUUUGCGCAGAUAGAUUUUGUAAAUAUUUUGUUCGCUCUCAUUUUUGUAAAGCUUUAAACCAUACUACAUAAAAACAAUGUGGUAAAGAAAGAAUUGUGUUGGAAUAAAAACAAUAAAGGUCUGCAUGCUUGUAAUGCAUUUAA
Messenger RNA from Coregonus clupeaformis (lake whitefish), 8439 nucleotides. RefSeq names its product sickle tail protein homolog. The coding region runs from base 882 to 7346 and encodes 2154 amino acids. The transcript is spliced from 22 exons. Gene Ontology annotation, cellular component: cytoplasm. The record is from RefSeq and is a predicted model, not a curated record. NCBI's taxonomy places the organism in Eukaryota, Metazoa, Chordata, Actinopteri, Salmoniformes, Salmonidae.